AUGCUCUGCAUUAAGUAUAGUGGUAUCCAGCGUAUAUUUGAAAAACCAACAUUUGUAUACAAGCUGUACGAAUAUCAUGACAUUCACUUUGGUAGUCGCCUUCUUAAUGUUAGUCUCUAUGUCGAAUUAUCGCACCCAGAUAACUCCAUACCAGUGAACCGGUUUGUAACUCCGCUUCAUAUCGUACCUGAAUGGUACUUUUUAGCAUAUUAUGCGGUGUUAAAAGUAAUCCCAUCCAAAACCGGUGGUUUGUUAGUAUUUAUGUCCUCUCUCAUUAACUUAGCUCUUUUAUCUGAAAUUCGAGCUUUGAAUACUCGAAUGUUGAUACGACAACAUUUUAUGACUCGAAAUGUAGUCAGUGGAUGGGUAAUUAUUUGGGUAUACAGUAUGAUCUUCUUGAUUAUUAUUGGUAGUGCUAUUCCACAAGCGACUUAUAUCUUAUAUGGUAGAUUAGCUACUAUCGUAUAUCUUACUACCGGAUUGGUUCUAUGCUUAUACUAA
Besnoitia besnoiti is the source of this 501-nucleotide messenger RNA. RefSeq names its product cytochrome b. The record is from RefSeq and is a predicted model, not a curated record. The transcript has 2 exons. Gene Ontology annotation, molecular function: electron transfer activity. Gene Ontology annotation, cellular component: membrane. Lineage: Eukaryota; Apicomplexa; Conoidasida; Eucoccidiorida; Sarcocystidae. The coding region runs from base 1 to 501 and encodes 166 amino acids. Gene Ontology annotation, biological process: mitochondrial electron transport, ubiquinol to cytochrome c.